Kockovaella imperatae is the source of this 366-nucleotide messenger RNA. RefSeq lists its product as hypothetical. The record is from RefSeq and is a predicted model, not a curated record. Bases 1 to 366 code for a protein of 121 amino acids. The transcript has a single exon. Lineage: Eukaryota; Fungi; Basidiomycota; Tremellomycetes; Tremellales; Cuniculitremaceae.
AUGUCUUCCUCGACAGCGUUUGACGGAAGCAGUAACGCUGUGACCAGCUCGAAUCCCAACUCACAAUGUACGGACGGAAGAGCGAAAGCAGACUACGCGGAUCCCUGGGAUGAUCUCAACGCACAGGUCUCUCAGGAGACCGGCACCGAUACAAGCGGAUGGCUCCUGGGCACUCCAACGAAACCGAGCGACACGGCCGGAGAGGAUAGUCAGAAAUCCGAAUCCUUCCUGGAUAGCGUCAGGUCGACCAAGCUAACUGUCGACGGCGUGUUUUAUCCAUUGAUCUCUGCCAUCGCGACUGGUUACAUGAUUUGGACCUUUGGCUUUCGUUCGGAACGCCCAGAAGACCUCUCAGGCGAAACAUGA